CAAGAAAUAAAGGGUAUCCGAAUCAGCAUCAGCAUCAGCAUCAGCAUCCAUCGGCUUCGCAAUCUCCAAAUCCAUUUAUCCUCAUUAUUACACUCACCGAGCGUAUAUAGCCAAAACAAAAACAACGGAGUUGACCUUUCAAAUCUCCCUCAGAAUCGUAACCCUCUCAAUCACGCGCCGCCGUAUCGAUCCCAACUCGACUCUCAGAAAAUUUCUAGACUGUAAGAAGAGCUAUAACCGCUUGUGGUAAUAGAUCUGGGAAGUUUACUCUACAUAUUUUUGAAAAUUUGAAAACAUUUAAUUUGGACUUUUAGAGAGUCUCUACACUGACCAACAUGAGCAUGGAUUCAAAGAAAUCCGCCUCUAAUGGUCAUGAGAAAACGUUAAUACCGCAAGAACAGCAGGCAAAGAUCAAUGAGUUGAGAAGGUUAAUUGGGCCGCUGUCCGGUAAGGCAUCCAUCUAUUGUUCUGAUGCAUCCAUCUCAAGGUAUUUGAGGGCACGGAAUUGGAAUGUCAAGAAGGCAGCUAAAAUGUUGAAGCAAACCUUAAAAUGGAGAGCAGAGUACAAACCGGAAGAGAUCCGCUGGGAAGAUAUUGCUCAUGAAGCAGAGACAGGAAAGAUCUAUAGGGCAAAUUAUAUUGACAAGCUUGGGAGAACAGUCCUUGUAAUGAGACCUGGCCGCCAGAACUCAAAGUCAACAAAAGGACAAAUUAAGUAUUUGGUAUACUGCAUGGAGAAUGCUAUUUUAAAUCUUUCACAAGAACAGGAACAGAUGGUCUGGCUGAUUGACUUCCAGGGUUUCAAUAUGUCACAUAUAUCAAUCAAAGUGACACGUGAAACUGCCCAUGUAUUACAAGAACAUUAUCCCGAACGGCUUGGUCUUGCAAUACUGUACAAUGCGCCUAAAUUCUUCGAACCAUUCUUCACGAUGGUAAAGCCCCUAUUAGAGACCAAGACUUAUAAUAAAGUCAAGUUCGGUUACUCUGAUGAUCAGAACACCAAGAAGCUAAUGGAGGAUUUGUUUGAUUUUGACCAUCUUGAAUCUGCAUUUGGUGGGAAAGAUACUGCAGAGUUUGAGAUAAACAAAUAUGCUGAGCGAAUGAAAGAGGAUGACAAGAAGAUUCCCUCUUUUUGGGCAAGUGAAAACUCUACAUCCUCAGUCCAAAACAUUGCUCCUUCUUUAGAUUCAAUUAAGUUAGACACAGAUUCUGAUGCUUCAGAUAAUGAGAAAAAAGUAUGUGCAUCUGACAGUGAGAAAAUUGAUUGUUCCCCUAACCCCGAUUCGGAAACUGACAUCAUUGACCAUGAUGAGAAUAAUCUAGGGAAAAGAAAUGACAUCAUUGACCAUGAUGAGAAUAAUCAAGGGAAAAGAAAUGCAAAUGAAGAUAGCAAGGUGCUAUGACUUUCUUGUUUGAAAUUUAGAACGAGAAACUACAUCCCUUAGAGCCUCUGAGUUUACAUAGAGGCAGUGAGGUAGCAAGGUGCUGUGACAUUCUUGUUUGAAAUUUAGUAUCAAGAGACUUUUUGUUAACUUGAUGUUGUAUUUAAGAUGACAGAUGAUUUUACUAUGUUAUGAUUUUACCAUGCGCAUGUUGGUUUGAGUAGUGGACGCAUAAGUUAAUGCACUUUUUUCAAAAGCUACACUUUGUGGCUACUUGCUUGAGUUGAUUUUGGAACCUAAAUUGGUUUGCAACAGCUAAACCAAACACACUUGUAAUAUAUUGGACCUUCUCACCUUUAAAGUUGGUAUGGAUUCUUACUUGCUCAUCCAACAAUAA
Lotus japonicus is the source of this 1779-nucleotide messenger RNA. RefSeq lists its product as uncharacterized. NCBI's taxonomy places the organism in Eukaryota, Viridiplantae, Streptophyta, Magnoliopsida, Fabales, Fabaceae. Gene Ontology annotation, molecular function: phosphatidylinositol transfer activity. The record is from RefSeq and is a predicted model, not a curated record. The coding region runs from base 336 to 1403 and encodes 355 amino acids. The transcript has 7 exons.